Molecule: messenger RNA, 1855 nt
Organism: Hirundo rustica (Barn swallow)
Lineage: Eukaryota; Metazoa; Chordata; Aves; Passeriformes; Hirundinidae
Gene: GBX2
Product: gastrulation brain homeobox 2
Exons: 2
Coding region: 45-1073 (342 amino acids)
Biological process (GO): regulation of transcription by RNA polymerase II; regulation of nervous system development
Cellular component (GO): nucleus
Molecular function (GO): RNA polymerase II transcription regulatory region sequence-specific DNA binding; DNA-binding transcription factor activity, RNA polymerase II-specific
Source: RefSeq, a predicted model, not a curated record
AGGAAGGCGCUCGCUCGCUCGCCGGCUCCCGCCGCCGCUCCGGCAUGAGCGCGGCUUUCCAGCCCUCGCUGAUGAUGAUGCAGCGCCCGCUGGGAAGCAGCACGGCCUUCAGCAUCGACUCGCUGAUCGGCAGCCCCCCGCCGCCCGCCCCCGGGCACUUCGUGUACACCGGCUACCCCAUGUUCAUGCCCUACCGGCCCGUGGUGCUGCCGCCGCCGCCGCCGCCCGCGCUGCCGCAGGGCGCGCUGCCCCCCGCGCUGCCCCCCGCGCACCCGCACCACCACCAGCUGCCCAGCCUGCCCUCCGGCUUCUGCUCCGGCCUGGCGCAGGGCAUGGCGCUCACCUCCACGCUGAUGGCCACGCUGCCCGGCACCUUCCCCGCCUCCCCGCAGCACCAGGAGGCCGCCAGGAAGUUCGCGCCGCCGGGGAACUUCGAGAAAGCCGAGGGGAUCCCCGCGGACGGCGGCGGCGACGACGGCAAAGCCUUCCUGGGCAAGGACGGGGCCCUCCUGCCCUUCCCCGCCGCCGACGCCGUCCAGGCUUCCCUCGCCGGGGCUCUCCGCGGCCAGGGUAAGGAGGACCCCAAGGCGGAGGAGGACGCGAAAGGCAAGGAGGAAAGUUUCUCCAUGGACAGCGAUCUAGAUUAUAGCUCGGACGACAACAUCCCCGGCCAGGCGGCUCACAAGGAAGAGGACUCUGGCAACGGGCUCGAGGAAAACCCCCAGAACCCCCCCAAUUCCACCAACACCACGUCCACGGGCAAAAACCGGCGGAGGCGAACAGCCUUCACCAGCGAGCAGCUGCUGGAGCUGGAGAAGGAGUUCCACUGCAAAAAGUACCUGUCCCUGACAGAGAGGUCCCAGAUCGCCCACGCCCUCAAACUCAGCGAGGUGCAGGUGAAAAUCUGGUUCCAGAACAGGCGGGCGAAAUGGAAACGGGUCAAAGCGGGCAACGCCAACUCCAAGACGGGGGAACCUUCGCGAAACCCCAAGAUCGUGGUGCCCAUCCCGGUGCACGUCAGCAGGUUCGCGAUCAGGAGUCAGCACCAGCAGCUGGAGCAAGCCCGACCCUGAUCUCUCCCUCCUCCUACGCUCAGAGCCACGAGGUUUUAAAGGGAAAAGUUUCCAAGCCGGGGUUUGAAGGCGACCCGCCCGAAUAAAAGCAAAAGCGAGAGAAGAAAAAGAAAACCGAAAAAAAAACCCCCCCAACCUGACAAAAAACCCAACAACAACAAGGAAAAAAGAAAAAAAACACCACCAGAAAAACCUAAAACAACCCGAAAAAAAAUAAAAUAAUAAAACCCCGCGCGAGCGCGUGGCAAAUCCCCACCACGAGCGAACUUUAAAGCGAAACUUUCCACUCGCCGCGAGGGGAAGAGGCUUGGAAACUGUUUGGGUUGGGAGCAGGGAUAUCCCGCGCUGGAAAAGACACACAGACCGCCCCCAAACACAGACACAGAUAUUUAUUGCCAGGCUGCCCCGCUUCGGACGCCCUUGGCCGCGAUGGGCACGGCGGACGCGGAGCCGGCGCUGGAUCCCCCUGGCCGGAGCAUCCCCAGCGAAACCCGCGGCGCCUUUCGCCACCUUUGGGGUUUUCUUUCUUAUUCGGGGGCGAAAGGUAAAAAAAAAAAAAAAAAAAAAGACGAGAGAACAAACGAACAAACAAAAACCGAAAGAAAACUCAGAGUUUCAUUUCACGCCUUUUUUAUUGUUUCGUUUUAUUGCCGAUGCCUGAGUGGCAGGCACUGGGGAAUGAGUUUUUAAAUCUUUUUUUUUUCUUUUUUUCUUUUUUUUUUUUUUGCCUGGCUUUCUGUCGAUUUGGUUUGCCUAUUCUACCAAGCCAUGUUUAAAGGAGA